Molecule: messenger RNA, 315 nt
Organism: Caenorhabditis bovis
Lineage: Eukaryota; Metazoa; Nematoda; Chromadorea; Rhabditida; Rhabditidae
Source: the annotation of a GenBank genome assembly
AUGGAUCUCGAAGACAGUUCGCGAAGUCUAGUAAGCGCGAUGAUGAUUUGCGGGGUGUACAUCGGAUCGAUUGACCCCAAUUACCAUAUCCACGAUCGAAUUAUAGACUGGAUCAACGUGAAUUUCGAACAUCAAAUCAUUUGCCGUCAAGAUACAUUUAGAGGAAAAGUGAUUACCGCCGUCUUUGACGAUCCUGCACGAAGGAAGGUCUACAAUUUGAAAAUGUUUUCAUCACCUGGCUCGUGUCCAUACUGUCUUUCACAAGAAACGAUUCUCAAAAUCAACGACCAAAAUGUUAUAGGUAUGUCGUUAUAA